UCUAACGCGAGGCGGAAACGAACACGUCGGAUUCGUGAAAAGAGGCCAGGCCCGCAGGAAUCUAGCAUCGAAACCCCUCUCCGCUUUUCAAUCUCAGAGAUCGGCUUGAUCGAUUCUCUAGGGUUUCUGAGUUCGUUCAAUUGCCAGUCGGACGACGCGCGAGGGCAAAUCUUCGCCAUCCUCACCGUCUAGAUCGAGUUCGAUUUCUGCCACUUCAAUUUCAUUUGUUCUUCCUCACCUGCAACCGUCGUCUGUUUCGGUUCUUCUUUGAUAUCGAGGGCUUCUUCCACAGAAGAAAGCUGAUUGCGGUUCUUUGAUUCAUUGGUUUGAGGACUAACAAUCAGAAGACUCUGCUGAAGAGUGCUGCAGCGGUGACUAAAAUGGAUCUUGAGACAGAAAAUAGAGUAGCUGCUAUUCUAAUGAGAGAGGCGUCAGAAUUGCGUCGCCAAGCUGAGAAAGAUGGUGUGGAUGCCUAUCUACGGCAUCCUAAAGUCAGGGGUCGUCCUAAUUCUCGUUUCCUGACUGCAACUGUUCUUGGCGUACAACAAGCAAACAAGGCUGUCGAAGUGAAUGAAAUGUGGAGAGUUCGUCAAAAGGAGCUCGAACUGGAUGACAGGCUUAGAGGCAAGUCAAGAGAGGGGAACAAUGGCUCUGGGAGCCGCAGGGGCUUCAAACCAUCCACAGAUUUCAGUCAUGACAUUCCCAGUAGUUCAAGCCCAUCUAGUAAAAGAGAUUAUGAGGAUUGCGACUUGAGGGAGAAUCAAGGAUUAAAAGAUGAAGAACUUGAGGAAUUUUUACACUCAAGGACUAAGCGUGGGAGAGGCGCAGUUGGGUCACGAAUGGAUGAAACUGGUCCAUACCUUGCCCCUUGUAAUGAAACACAUUUGAGUUGGCCAACAAGCUCCAAUGUUACAGAUAAACAUGUUGUAUAUGGGCCAGAGAAGCCUAAUUCUCUGAGGUCAGAUGGCUCUUCUGAAGAGGACUCAGACAGUGAUCGGCGAAAACGGUCGAAAAGAAGUUCACACAAGCAGCAUAGCAAGGACCAUAAGUCAAAACACAAAUCUGAGAAAAGGAGGAAAGAAUCAAAGAAAAGCAAACGCCGCAAAUAAGAGCCUCCACGAUCGUUACUUGCAGCUUUACUCCAUGCCUAAAGGGCUCCAUGAAGAACGGUUUGAAUUCUGCAUAAGUCGAGCUAUUUAAUGAAGAAGGUGCAUCUCACUUCAAACUAUAUUUAAGUUACAUUUAUAGGCUCUGUAUAUAACCCAGGACAAGCUCAUAGAGUCAUAGCUCAACAGCUCUCUUUUUUCUCUCUCACACUGAAUUUCACUUUGUUAGAAAAAAAGUAGCCUUUUUCAGUAUGAUGAAUUAUAGAUAGUUAUAGGAGCAGCAAUUCCUCUCUUGGGGUAGAUAGAUUGAAUGACAGAAAUUCCUCUCUGUUUCUCUUUACACAUGCUGGGAUCAUUAGAUGAAUUGAGAUGUGAUAUGUCCACGGAUUAUUUUUCUUAA
Messenger RNA from Cucurbita maxima (winter squash), 1506 nucleotides. RefSeq names its product protein FAM133. Lineage: Eukaryota; Viridiplantae; Streptophyta; Magnoliopsida; Cucurbitales; Cucurbitaceae. The transcript is spliced from 5 exons. The record is from RefSeq and is a predicted model, not a curated record. The coding region runs from base 381 to 1109 and encodes 242 amino acids.